Molecule: messenger RNA, 1605 nt
Organism: Penicillium antarcticum
Lineage: Eukaryota; Fungi; Ascomycota; Eurotiomycetes; Eurotiales; Aspergillaceae
Product: cytochrome P450
Exons: 4
Coding region: 1-1605 (534 amino acids)
Molecular function (GO): oxidoreductase activity, acting on paired donors, with incorporation or reduction of molecular oxygen; iron ion binding; monooxygenase activity
Source: RefSeq, a predicted model, not a curated record
AUGCAGCCACUCACAGUGCUGUUGGGGGCGGCCAUCGCUGCAAUCCUUCUUUUUCGUGUAUUGAAGAUCGGGCGACGACCAGCAAACUAUCCUCCGGGUCCGCCAACUUGGCCUCUGCUGGGAAACAUACACCAGAUGCCCUCUCAGAAUGCACAUGUCCAAUUUGAAAAAUGGGCACGAGAAUACGGCCCAAUCUAUAGUCUCAUUCUGGGAACAAAGUGUCUGAUUGUGCUCUCAAGCGACGAGGCAGUCAAAGAGCUUCUCGACAAACGAAGUGGUCUAUACUCGCAUCGACCGGAAAUGUACAUUGGCCAGACGCUGUGCAGUGGUAACCUGCGGCUUUUGAUGAUGGGGUAUGGACCGACAUGGCGCGGGUUCCGUAAGAUGGUACACGGUUUACUGAAUGUCACCACGUCCAAGAAAUACGUACCAUACCAGAUGCUGGAGAACCGACAGAUGUUAUAUGAGCUCCUCACCACACCAGAAGGAUUCCUUAAACACAUUCGUCGAUACUCCAAUGCCCUUACAACUACCAUGGUGUUCGGGUGGCGCACACCUACAUAUGAGGAUGAGAAGAUGGUUCAACUGUUCAACGGCUUUUCUGAAUUCGCAGAAAUCAACCAAACUGGAACAGCGGCAUUCAUCGACUUCUUCCCAUGGCUGCGACACCUUCCCGACGUUUUGCUUCCAGCACAGAAGAAAGCGAAAGAACUUCAUAAGCAGGAAAAGGCGCUAUACUUAGGUCACUGGCUACGCGCCAAACAGGAGAGUCGACAAAACACGAUCAAUCCCUGUUUCUGCGCGGGAAUGUACGAGGCCCAGAAAGAAGAUGGGUUUAGCGAUGAUCAAGCUGCCUACAUCUCAGGAACCCUCCUUGAAGCCGGUUCAGAUACCACGUCAAGCACAUUGUAUGCCUUUGUCCAAGCAAUGCUCCUAUUCCCCGAUGUUCAACGAAAGGCCCAAAAAGAGAUUGAGCUUGUGGUUGGACCGAAUCGCCUCCCACUCAUGGAAGAUUUGUCUGAACUACAGUAUGUACGAGCAUGUAUGAAAGAAACAGUCCGAUGGAUGCCAACCACUAUCCUCGGCGCUGUCCCGCAUGCUGUCACUCAAGAUGAUGAGUACAAGGGAUACUUUAUCCCCCGGGGUGCCGGAGUCCUCAACAAUGUCUGGGGUAUUCACAUGGACCCCAAGCGCCACCCAAGCCCGCGAACCUUCAAUCCCGACCGAUACCUUGACGACCGGCAGAGUUUCGGCGAUGCAGCAGCCAACCCCGACCCCUCAAAGCGGGAUGUAUUCACCUUUGGUGCGGGGAGGCGCAUCUGUCCAGGGAUCCACGUUGCCGAGCGUAGCCUGUUUCUUGGCAUGUCGCGGAUCCUAUGGGCAUUCGAUAUUGCGCCUGACGUGGACGGUAAGGGGAGUCCGAUCUUGCCUGAUCCGAAUCGGCUGACGCAGGGGUUUGUUUGUAUGCCUGAGGAGUUCCCGGCGAGGAUUACUGCACGGUCGAAAGAGAGAGCCGAGUUGAUUGAGAUUGAGUGGAGGGAUGCGGAGAGAGAGUGCUUGGAUCCCAAGACGGGGCAGUGGAUGCAGUCGCCUGUUUACGCUUAA